AUGAUGUCCGACAUCGAAACGGAUCGCGGCGUGCUCCGUUAUACCGAGUUGGGCUCGAUGAGAACUCGAUCAAACCCCUUCGCCGAGCGAGCUCGUCUUCAGGAGCAGCAACGGGAGGCUCAGCUCGCCGAGAUCCGUCGUCAAGCCGCCGUUAUGCGCGACGAGCCGAUUGCGGAGAAAAAUCGACGAGAGCUCCAAGAUCGACUUGACCGGCGAAAUCGACGAACUCAGCAGGACAUGGCUGCUCCAUCAAGCGAUGGUCCAUCUGAUACCGAAGUUCGUCGCGGGCGGUUUGGCGAACGUGGCGGUGUCGGUCCGGCCAUCCAUCGUGGCGUAAACGAGGUCCUCCUUUCCGUUGAAGAAGCCGCUCGUAACCCGGGUCGUACAUUGCUCAAAGCAAUCACGCCUGGCAAAAAAACGCCUGGCAAAAAAACGCCUGGCAAGAAGUCGGCGAAAAAAACUCCCGGCAAAACCCCCACCACCAAGAAGACUCCUGGAAAGAGCAGCUCGCUUAAGAAGAUGGGGAAAAUGGUGCGAGGAAAGCGAGAGCGAUUCCAUCAAGCUCCCCGGGAUCAGGCUGACUUCUGCGAAGAAUUGCCCUACGAUUUGGUUAUCCGCUACCUUGGCGAAUUUCUCUCGUCAGAAGAUCAGGAGACGUUGGCGGAGAGAGCAUCCUCAUUAGAGGAUGCUUUUGAAGCCCGUUUCGGGCGAUUUUGGUCGGAUUUGGUGUCGGGCAACUGUCGCGUUAGCUUCUUAACACGAAGCGGUCGCUCCUGGAACGUCGAUGGUCCACUCUGGGAAAAAGACGCCGAAGAGGAAGAAGAGGACUAA
Messenger RNA from Oikopleura dioica, 831 nucleotides. The record is from the annotation of a GenBank genome assembly. NCBI's taxonomy places the organism in Eukaryota, Metazoa, Chordata, Appendicularia, Copelata, Oikopleuridae.